Pistacia vera is the source of this 429-nucleotide messenger RNA. Its product is annotated as secreted RxLR effector protein 161-like. The transcript has a single exon. The coding region runs from base 1 to 429 and encodes 142 amino acids. Lineage: Eukaryota; Viridiplantae; Streptophyta; Magnoliopsida; Sapindales; Anacardiaceae. The record is from RefSeq and is a predicted model, not a curated record.
AUGGACAAGUGCAAACCAGUUGACACUCCUCUGGUUGCAAAUUUAAAGUUGAGCAAGGAUGAUGGGGUUGUGAAAGUUGAUGAAAAAAUGUAUAGAAGUCUGAUUGGGUGGGUACUGUACUUGAUUGCCACCAUACCAGACUUGAUGUUUGCAACAAGCAUUCUCUCAAGAUUCAUGUCCAGCCCGAGUGAAAUUCAUCUCAAGGCAACCAAGAGGGUGCUGAGGUAUGUUAAGGGGAGUAGUGAGCUUGGUGUAUGGUUCAAAAGAACCGAAAAUUUACAGCUUAUUGGGUACUCUGACAGUGAUUGGGCUGGAUGCAUAGAUGACAUGAGGAGUACUUCAGGUUAUGUCUUCUUCAUAAAUUCAGGAGCUAUAUGCUGGCUUUCCAAGAAGCAGGAUACCAUUGCUCAGUCCACAGCAGAAGCAUAA